UAAAUCUGCAACUGUUUCAAAGUCCUUCUCCAGCUCUGCACAUCUGGAGAAUGACACUUUUGCCCAUUCUUCUUAGAAACAUAGCUCAAGCAUUUUUUUAGUUUUUGUAACUUCAUUGGAUGGAGAGUGUCUUUAAACAUCAAUUUGGAACUGAGAUUCUCAAUCGGAUGCAAGUCUGGACUUUAAUUGAGCCAUUCCAAUACAUGAGCAUGCUUUAAUCUGAAUUGGGGGAACCUAACACACAUUUUUAGAUGUGCUUGAUUCAAGAAAUAGUCCAUAACCAAGGCUGUGUAAACCCUGAUUACAGAACUUAUAGUUCUGGCUACAGUGGAUAGCCUAUUUACCAUGCAUCGCUUUAAACAACAAACUUUAAACAAAACUUAAAACUUUCUUUCAAUAACGAUUUUAUUCUCACCACUCAUCUAUAUGGGCCAGAUUUCUGGAUUGCAUGACUAGAAGUUGUUUUUGUUGACGGAUUCUCUGUGGAGUAUCAUAGCAAAAGGAGGUGAAUAUCAAAAUAGGAUCAUUCUUUUGAUUAUAACAAAUGUCAUCUGAUUUUGUGGACCUGUUUUGUGUUUAUGUGCUCAGAUCAUUUGCAUGUAGAGUCAAUUUGAAUCGAAAUGCUGAAUUGAAUAUAAUCUCUGGCCAUCUUCCCAGCAUUUGCUCACUCACUGUCUUCUGAUGAAUUAUCUUGAGGGCAAGUGUUUCUUUACCCGAUUGGAUCUGAAGUUGGGCUGAUGUUUUACAUCUGUUAUUCCAAACUGAUGUAGUAACAUGUCACGACUCCUAAUAUCUCAAUUAAACCCAUAAGUAUUGCACACUUGCCGAAUGACCCAUACUCCCUCCCUCCUCCCUAGAAUCUGUUCUGCAGAUUUUCUGUCUUCGUUUUAUUUUUGUGUGUGGGUAUUUAAAAAAAUUUUUUUUCCAUUUGGUGACUAACUUGGGGCAGGCAAAGUUUCCAGCUCAUCAGUUUAGAUUUGCGGCAAAACAAAUGAGAGCAAUUUUGAAUCUGUGUAUCGCUGCUCUUGGGCCGAUUUUGUUUUCUGGGAACUGGAAGGUUGAUGUUGCAGUGGCAAGCGGCUUUAUGAUGCAAUAAUCUGGCAGCGCUGUUAUGAAACAGUUUGAAGGCAAAGAUUACUCGAACUAGGUUAGUGGAGCAGCAGAGCGCAGAAAGCCAACAGGAUCAUCACAGAAUUACACAGACAAGCACAAACACGUUCUCUAACAUAGGCGUGUGUAUCUGCAGAACUUUGUCCUUUGCCACUUCCCUCUGUUGCGCACAUUAUCUGUUUUUAUUUGUACACUUCCCCAUCUCAGUUUGACACAUUUGAAUAUAUCCAAAUAUCACAGCCGGCUCAUUUAUGUGCAUCAGCUAAAAUCUUCUGCACAAUUCCGCUCUCAGACGUCUGUCUGAGUCGUUUUCCUUCUCUUUCGCCCCUGCACCCUCACUUGUUUCCUCGUCGCCCUGCAUCUGCCUUGACAAAGGCAGUGACACUUUGACCUCGGCUCUUAUGUAACCGCUGUGCGGCUCCCGCGGAGGGAGCGCGUGGAGGGGAGGGCCUCGGCAUGGAUUUGAGCGCGGCAGACAUUUUGUUGCCCGACAAAAAAGUGGGAAAGAGCAUGGGAGAAGACGAGACUCGGAGGGAGGGGUUAAGCUGGAGGACGUUUGGAAGGCUGCCAGCGACGGUAUAACAGGAUGAGGAAGUUGACUGGGGGGAUUGGGAGUGUUGGCUGGUAAAAAUGAAACAUAAAUAGAUGGACUGUUUGUGAUAGAGGAGCAAAAAGGCAAAGCUGCAUUUCUGAGAUUACACGGAGAGUUUGAAUGUUUUAAAUACAUUGUUGCCAGUGGCGGUCUGUGCAUGAAUGCUGCCCUGGGCAAAACCCCUCCAUCUUUGCUCUAUAUACAUUGUGAUAAGAAUGAGAAGUGAUUAGGCGAGAUGAGAUAAGAUUUUAGGAAAUGUUUCUCUCAGUCUGUGGUUGUUUGGAAGCCAUGCCAAGAAAAGGAUUGAAAAUAUUGAUGUCUCUUGGUGUGAGGGCAAUGAAGGAGCGAGGGAAACAAAUGAAUCUCAAGUUAAUUGGGUUUGGGGUGGAAUUAUCCACUUCAGGUUUGACUAUUCAAAAUGUUUCAGAUUUUAAACUAGAGCCAAUAGUAUAGGUCCAGAUAUCUUGAAAAAAACAAAAUAUGAAAUGUGUUUCUUGAAUGAAAUACCAACUUCCUUUCCUAGCCGCAGUGUGCGACCAUGUUGUCUUAUGCUAUUGAUAUUGUAUAGAACCGACGACAACAAGCAAAAAGACAAAAACCCUGCUACUCAUGUGUGCAUCCCCCUGAUUCAAUGGUGCUCUGGGCAGUGAGCCAUAUAACCUAUAUCACAAUUUCCUUGAGUAAAUGAUUAGUAAAAUAUGAAACAAGAAACACACCCAUCUUUGCUUCAUGGCCAACAUCGUGUGGUAACCACGAUAUGGAGCCGCUUCUCUGCGACUUAUCUUUAACACACUUCAUCUUGCUCGCCAGCAACAAUUUUAACAUCAGGCGAGCAGAUAUUUUGUUGUUCUGCAGUUUUGUUGUUAGGAGGAACGUAAGGUUUGCCGUUAGUCAGAUCAAAGCCAGGUUUCGUCUUGUGACUCCCUAGGGUUGAAUUUAAAGGCCUCGCUCACAUCAAAGAGUCUUUGUAGCGAUGGACGGACGGACUGUAACUGAUUGGCUGCACAUGGUUCCAGCAGGGGCCCUUGUGGUCAAACUCUGCACCAUCAGCUCUCCUCAGAUUCCACUCGGACUUCUCGCUGGUAACACUGUAAACCAUCCUCGUGCAUUAAUGCACAGCAGUGAUUUAACCUUAAAUUUUCCACCACCUCUACAUGUUGUUUACUCCCUCAGUGAGCUCGCAGCACAAGCAAACAUGCAUGUCCUUGCUUGUGCCAGUUGGUUCGCCGAGAUUAUUUCAGCCUCCCUCCAUCUAUAGAGCCAUAAUCCCUCAAUGCUUCCCCCAAUCAGUUAAUCUUCCUGCGCUCUUCCCUCUGGAGGCAUAAUUAAUCCCCCUCGCCAUCCUCCCCCUCCACAUCCCAUAGGGCUGCGGCUUUGUAAUCUGGAGCUGGAAGCUUCGCCGCAUCACUAGGUCAGUGUGUCAGAGAGAGUACAAACACUGUUCUCUCCUGCAGCAAUCUGCUCAUCCUCCACUCCGCUCCUCUCCUCCUCCUACCUCAGCCUUUUCUUCUAUCGUUCUCAUUCCCAGCUCUUUUAUCUUCCCCUGCUUCUGCUACCUCGCUGCGCUCCUGCACAUCUGCUUCUUCUCCUUCAGUUUUUAUAGACUUUGCCGUGUAGGAAGUGAUAAAGGCUGUAGAAUAAAUAUAAAAGCAAGGGUUCAGUCAUGGGUUAGGAGGUGUGAAGCCAAGCACCCAACCGCCUUCAGUUUUUAGCCAUCACGCAGCUUAUGUUCUGUAAGAUUGGUGUCCUUUGAAAAUUCUUAAAACAGUGUCAGCUUAGCUGGAAUUUGUUACCAGAUGAAAGAAGCACUGAGAAAUUAAAAUCUGAUGAGAGCUUUUCAUAAGUUUCUCCAUUGCAGCCGUUAAGGAUUCUUACACAUUCAGUGAAUUUGAAUAGGUAUUUUUGUGUUAGAGCAGCACAAAGUACAAAGUCACUAUAAAGUGGAAGAAACUGAAGGAUUUAGUUUUUGCGCCUUUCAUGGCAGUAAUGGGUUGCUGCCAGCCUUUGGCAUUUAUAAACUGAAAAAUUAUUUUUGCAAAGUAGCCAAGUCAGAUGGGAUGGACUUGAAGAUCAGUUUUCAAGUCUUUCCACGGAUUCUCGGUUGGAUUUCGAUCUACACUUGGACUACACUCUAACUCAUGAAUAAACUUCCCAUUCCAUUGUAGCGCUGGCUGCAUGUUCAGGGAUGUUAUCCUGCUGGAAGCUGAACCUUCAUCACAGUCCUUUGAUGCCUCUAACAGGUUUUCUACCAAGAUCGCUUGGUAGACAGCUCCUUUAACUAUGACCAGUUUCGGGUGCUGUGGUGGCGCAGAGGCAAAGCACGACCCAUGUACUGAGGUCUUAGUCUCGUGGCGGUGGUCGCAGGGUUGAUUCCCGGCCUGGUGACAUUUGCCACAUGUUUCCCCCUCUCUGAUUACCCUGUUUCCUGUCGAAGUACUUUCAAAUACAGUAAAGGCCACUUGAGCCAACAAAAACAUAAAAAAAAAAAAAAAAAAACUAUGACCAGUUUUCCUGUUCCUGGUGAAGAAAAGUAUCCCCAAAGCAUGAUACUGCCACCAACACAAUUCACCAUGGAGACGGAGAGUUCAUUGUGAUUUCUGUGAUGUCACUGACUCGUGACAAUUUUAAAUGAGACUUCCUUAAAGUCCAUCUCUUCCAUACAGCCCAAAUUUGUGACUGAGUGUGUGACUGGUGGUUGUACUGUAGUUGACCUGUAAGUAGAUUCUCUCAGCUGAGCUGCAGCUUCUCCACAUUAAAAGUGGAUUGUUUUGGUAAGGUGGACAGCCAUUUUGUUUCCAGUAGGUGCCAAACUCGCUCCUCUUUCAGAUCAUGGAUUUAUCAGGACUUGGGAUAACCUGACUCUGCUUUAAUCUUCUCCACAACUGUAACCCCGACCUAUUACGAAGGCUGUUUGUUGCACAGGAUUUUAUUUAAGCUCAUCAGAGUAAAGGGGCAUCAAACAAAUGUAUCAGUCUUUUGUUGUACAAAAAUUUAAAACCACCAAUUAUGCACUAUCUUCUGUUGGUAUAUGCAUACAAGUUAGUGUUUUUAACACGACAAUAUGCAACAAAACCAAUGUAGGAGAUAUUAUUCUAAGGCAUUGUAUAUUUCAAUAUAGAAUCUAUCUAGUGCUUUGUAUCUCUUUUGAGUGUUUUAUUUGCGGAAAAUAUCAAAAAAGAGGUAAUCGUACACAGAACACCAGAUGUUUUUCCAUCAACUCUGGAAUUGAUUGCUUGAAAGCAGCUGGCGGAUUGUUUUGUUGUUAUUGUCAAAACAGAAACCACAGACAAUACAGACCAGACAGAGGAUCUUUGCAUGGGUGCAGAGCUCUAUAAAUAAAACCUGAAGAUUUUAUUUGAAUGCAUUCCUCUUGCAUUCAGUCACACAUAUUUAAUGAAACCAGUUUUAAGGGAAGCUUUGUCCCCUGGAUGUUGGUUGAGCUGUCAGAGGAAGACAGAGGCCAGUCUAAAAACAUCUUUUAUCUCUACUUCCAUUCACUGCCACUUAAUACCUGCCGGGCACUGUAACAAGCAUUCACUGGACAAUAGGUGGAGACUGAAGUAGCUGCUGAGCUCCAUUGCAGGCACUCUGAACGAUUGUUGGUUUUAUGCCACUCCUUUCCAAAAUCUCCCGACUUCAAUUAUGAAAUUCAUUCUCGUGUGUUGCCAUUCCCAGACAAGCUUUCAUGGAAAAACAUUUUCGGUUAUUUGAUUAUGUAAACAGCUUGCUUACAUACGCACACGCACACCCACACACACACACACACACACAAUGACAUGCAUUGAAUUACAGCAGAGGAUAAUUGUCUUCCAGGAUGCCUGGACUUGUCCUGAAGUACAUAAUCGGUAACAAAUGUCUCUCUCAUUCUGUCCGACACCUCUCCUCUUUGUUUCUCACAGAGCAGUUUAAACAUCCACGCCCGAUCAUGCUCAAAUGGAGGGAGGAAUUAGUGCCGCUGACGCACUCCCUGAUUCAAGCUAACAAAAGAUUGUCAUGAUUGAUUAAUCUCAUAAUUAAUUUAUCAAUCCCUGUUUGCCUUCAGUGCAGGCUGAGCCCAAAUCACUGCGCCCGCUGCUCCCUGCCCGCUCCAAACGCAGGGAGUUGAUGCAAAUACAAAUGCAUGUCAUGCAAAGAUGUGGCGUGCAGGAAGACAGGUCUCCAUGGCAACUAGACUGUGUUUAUCUCCGGUGUGACUCAAUGUGCUGUGCCAUGUGAGCCUGACCUAGAUAUAAGGUAUACGCCCAGGCGAGUGUGAACGCGCACACGUUGGCAUCGUGCUCACAUGGAACCGCACAUGGAAAAACACACUGCCACUGACUCCAUGUUUGUGCCCGGAGCUGAAAUAAACCAUGUUUGAAAGAGAAGAGAGAAAUUAUUCCAGUGUCCUGCUGUUUGUUGUCGUUUUUGUUAUUGUUGUUGUUUUCAUCAGACAUGAUUAUUCCUGUAUCAUGUGGUCUUAUGUUUUUCUUUUUUGACCCGGUGACCUAAUUUUGUUGCUGAGCCAUACGCAAGGCUAUCAUUUACUCUUUGUCUCGGUUGAAUGUUUUUUCAUCCACCCAUACCCUGACUGAUCCUGCAUUCCUGUUUGAGUCUAAUAAAGGACUUCCUCAAAAAAAAAAACAUUAAAUCAGCUUCUCCAUGAAGCUUGCCAGUGGAGGGAAGCUUGCCAGUGCAUGUGGAAAUUUCCUGGGUUUGGAAUUACUAAAUUCCAGCGAACCAACACCAGCAGAAGACAUGGAUCCCCAAUUGAUUACUGACUGUGGAAACAUCCCAAUGUAAUUCUAGUAGCCUGGGUUAUGGGCCUCUCCACCGUCCCUGCAGAGUUUGAAAUUUUGAUUUCCCAAUAAAAUGCCCCAUUUAUGCUAAUUUCUGAAUAGGACUUUAGUUCAUUGUGUAACCGUACAGUUCUUUUCCCCGUUAGCCCAGGUAAGAUGCUUCUGACUUCGUCUCUGAUUCAGAAGUAUCUUUGCCCACGUUGCAGUUUUCCAUUUUAUGUAUGGAAUUUUUUCUACCACAUUUUUUCCUUCCACUCAACUUUCCGUUCAUAUGCUUUUAUACAGCAUUAUGUGAACAUCCGGCUUCUUUAGCAAUUACCUUCUUUUAAUUUGGAUGCAGUUAUGGAAAUCUGCUUUCUAUUCCAGGUGGCACUCCUGGAGGUCUGUUUUGACUCUGUGGUGGCGUGAGCCAUCUUUUAUGGCAUAGCAUGCGGAAGCAGAAGCUGCACUGAGAGGAGGCUUUUGGAUAAGCUCAUCAGAGAGGCUGGCUCUCUUCUAGGAUGUCCUCUUGACCCAGUGAUGGGAGUCAGAAGUUAAGCAAAAAUAACAUCUCUGUUGGACAAUUUCUCACGUCUCGUGUAUAAACCUGUUGCAGAACCGGAGACCACCUUCAAUGAUGACAGACUGCUGCAUCCUAUGUGCACAAAGGAGUGCUAUAAAUUUGCCCUUACAGUACAGUCACUUAUUCUUAUUUUUUGUUUAUGCCUAUUUUACUUUUGAAUGUUCAUGCUUCCAUUUGCCUGUUACUUUGCACUGCAAUUUCUCAACAGCUCAGAACUUUUUAAUCCUUUGCAGUCUCUGAUCUUCUGUGAGCAGGAUGACAACAGAGGGUAACAGAGCCUUUUCAGGAUUCACACUCUGAAAAUGUGUCAAAUUUACAACAUACAGUUGUAAGUUUGACAAAUGUACACUCAUCUUUUAAACAUAGGCUUUUGCUUAACUGUCUUUAUUUACUGAUUUUAAAAGGCUUGUUUUAUUCUUUUUUCUGCACUUUCUUGAAAUCUAUAUAAAUAGAUUUUCAUUUACUUUUAUGUGGAAGCUGGUAAAGGCUAUCGAAGAGGCAGUUACCAUCAAAUCAGCCUCCGUCGUGAUUGUUCAGGGGAAUAAUAACACAUUUCUACAGUGAUUACAGCUGUAGGCCAUAAUCGUCAAACAAACCCUUAAAAUAAAUCACAGUGCAUCCAGUGAACCCAUAUAUAAUUUGAGUUUUGCUUUUUGAACUGAAUUUCUGCGAGAUGUGUAUUUCCUAUUCAUGUUUGAAUCAGAGGGCUCAUUAUAUGUGUAUGAUUUAUGCGGAUUAAUUAUUUGUUGCCCCACUUUAAGAGCGUUUCAACACAACAGCAGCCAGCAUGCCGCCUCAGAUUGUUGUUUGCAGAGAUAAACAGCACAGUGGAGAAUCAAGAAUCAGGGAUGCGUGAGAUCUGGCAGCUCAGUUCAUACGUAACCCUGCUGCAUGACUCACUCAUCCUGGAUCAGACUGCAGAAACAGAGACAUCCAGUGUUGGAUUGGCAGUAUAACACUCCAAGCUUAUGUAAUGCUUGGAAUUUGCACUUUAGGCCCCUCAUCCACGGUUCUCGGCCCUUAUUGUCACAGAGCUGCCAGGACACAUGAUAAGUCACAAUGUCAAUAUGAGGUUAUUCAAAUCGCAGAUGAAUGCGGCAAUUGUUCCAUAUCAUAUCAGAUAACAUGCAUAGAAAAUAUGUGCUAUCCUCGAGACGUUUCUAUAGGUGAAGGUCUUCAAAACAAGCACACAGUCACACUUUCUGGAGGCUGUGAGCAACAUGACUUCUUCCAAAGGCUAAAAAACCUCAACAACAGAUUGACGACCCCCACAAACAUUAUGUAAUAUGGCGGCGUUAUGCAAUCACAACAAAAAAAAAAAGAAACGCUGGAGUUAAUGACUGGAGCUGAGGCAGAUAAAUAGAUCCAACAUGUUGUUGCUGAGUCAUCUGAGUUGACAUGUAUCUAUAAAGCUGCAAGUUGUUUUCUGGGCUCGUUUGGAGGACAUGGGUCUCGGGGAAAUGGGCGACUGCGCCACGGUUGUCUAACUCAGAAGGUGUGCAAAAAAAAAAAAACUGCAUUGCGUCACAGCGGGUAGCAGAUCAAAAAGCGAGAGAGAGAGAGAGACAGAGGGAAGAGACGGGAUGGGUUGGGAAGCAGGGGUGCAGCCAGCCAAGCCAGGAGGGAAGACAGGGAGGGGUGUGUCCUCACUGACCUAGUUAGAGCUAAAUGGAAAACCCCCGCCCUCUCCUCCUCUUCCUCCUCCUUCUGGCCUUGUCACUGACGUGUAAAGGGCACUUUCAAACAUUACCAGACAGAUAAAAGUGAAUGCAUGAUGGCAGCGACAGGAUCACAUGGAAGACAGAGUGGAAGACCAAGGCAGAAAUCCAGUGAAACCAAUGUAACAGGUCUGGGGAAUAUCUCAGGGAAAACCAAAUGGGCCUAAACAGAUUUCAGACAAAUUAAUUACAACAACAUACUGCAUCUGAAAUAUUGAGCUGCCUCAUAUCCUGUGCGAUAUUAGGUUGUUUUUGCAUUUAUUUCCACAGAACAAUAUCUGUGAGGCAUGAGGUUGCUUUUAAUAACAUUGGGACGUAAUAACUGCCAAAUGCAGACUAAUAAACAGGAUUUAAUCUAACAUCUCCCGGGCUUUUUCCUGACUCUGUGCAAAUGUGGCAGUUUCAGGGUUGAUUCAAAGCAAACGGCAGCCAAGCAGGUGUUCUGACUAUCUAUCAUGCCCAACAAUCCGUCCUACCUUGUCGAGUAAAUACACCAAACUUAUUACAAAUGUUCUGCAGGAAGCAAGUUUGGCCAUUCUUAUCUAAAGAGCCUUGCAGAGCUCUAGAAUUUUGUCACGUUUUCUCUCCUUACAAGCACAAACUUCAACGCAUCUAACUGGGAUGGAUAGUUGUGACAGAACAACACAGUAGAGCACACAGAGCUCUGCUUAAUCCAUUAUCUGUGCAACCUAAACUGACAGGCUGGACAUGGAGAAGAUCCGAACUGGCAACUCUGGAGGAGCAGCGGAGAUGCAUAGCUCCGGUCGGAGAAUUACAGGACAUUUAUCGGUCAAAGCCAUACACAGUUUGCCAUAAUUAUGCAAUCUAGAGGUCACAGCGAACACGUAGAAGCUCAGACUAAAGUGAAACUUUUUGGUCUACAUUCAAAAUGCUAUUUGUGGUGGAAUGCCACAAAUAGCCUGCGUGAAGGCUAUUUGUGAAGAUGCCACGCCCCUGGUGAAACGUGGUAAAAUGUUGUUGGGAUAAUUUUGUCAGUAUUGAGUCCAAUUCAGGGAGAAAAUGUGAAAAAAAAAAAGUCGAGACUGGGCAGAGGCUUGCUUUCCACCACAACAACCCUAAAAAUGCAGCUAGCGCUCCAGCUGAAUGGAUUAGAUUAAGAAAGGUUUAUUAGUUAGCCCUCUAUGGCAUUGUGUUGCCCUCAGGCAACAAACCACUAUUUUGGCCCACACACCGCCCCUUUAAAGUUUUUUUAAGUAAAACAUCACAUAAAAAAUCUGAUGAUAUGUCUGUGACCAAUGAAAUUUGAGCUGGGCGUGGCUUUGACCUUUGUCUUGGGGUGAAACAAUCCUUUUUUUGGACCGCAGCUGACUUGGACACACCGCUAGCAGAAGAUGACCUGCCUGAUGACAAUGAGUCUGUGGAUGAAGAGGAAAAUGAAGAGGAUGAAGUAUCACAGGAAGCUGUUCCACGCUUACCUCGUUGGAGAACACCCCACAGUGCCAAUAUCACUGAUUACCCAGAAUGGCAGGCCAGUCUUCCAAAAUCAGAUCAUAUCAAUUCCCCCUACAAAUACUUCAAGAUGUUUUUUUCUGAAGACAUUCUGGAAGUAGUUCUAGAGCAGUCAAAUUUAUAUGCCAUUCAGUGUGACACCAACAAGCCCCUUAACCUCACUAAAAAAGAACUGGAACAAUUUAUGGGUACAGCAGUAUACAUGUCAUUGUUUGGAUUACCAGGCACCCGCAUGUUUUGGAACAAAGCCACCCGAGUGUCCCAGGUAGCUGACACCAUGGCACUAAACAGAUGGGAGUUCAUUAAAAAAUCCCUGCACUUCAACAACAAUGAAGUGAGACAACGAGAAAAUAUUGAUCCACUCCACAAAAUCCGACCACUGGUCACUCAUCUUACCUCAAAGCUGCAGACAAUACCAAUGAGUGAGAAGUUGGCUGUGGAUGAGCAGAUGGUCCCUUUCAAGGGAAGAAAUAGACUCAAGCAAUACCUGCCAGCUAAGCCAAAGAAAUGGGGCUACAAGAUAUUCAUCUUGGCUGGCUCUGAUGGUGUCCCGCACAAUUUUGAGAUUUACACGGGGAGAGUUGUGCAACCACCUGAGCUGCCAGAUGUAGGAGCAAGUGGCAAUGUUGUCCUCCGCCUGGCCCAGCCAAUACCCAGACAGCAGAACUACAAGGUGUUCUUUGACAACUGGUUCACGAGUGUCCCUCUCAUUCUCACACUUGCUCACCAGGGAAUUCACUGUACUGGUACUGUUCGUAGCAACAGACUACCAGGUGUCAACUUGAUGUGUGAUGUUGAGUUGAAGAGAACUGGGCGUGGAUCUUUUGAACAGAAGAUCGCCAUGGUUGGAGAAACCACCUUGCAUGCUGUGAAAUGGUAUGAUAACCGUUCAGUCAGUCUUCUCAGCAAUUACAUUGGAGCGCACCCAGUCACCGACGUUGAUAGGUGGGAUGGCAAGCAAAAAAAAAUCAUCAAAGUUCCCUGUCCUGCUGUGGUGAGAGAGUACAAUAAGAAUAUGGGUGGAGUGGAUCUGCUGGACUCCCUCAUUGCACUGUACCGCAACAAAAUCAGGUCGAAAAAGUGGUACCAUCGGCUGAUGUUCCACUUUAUCGACAUGACCAUCGUGACUGCCUGGCUGCUCUACAAGAGAGACUGCAGCAGCACUGGGAUGAGAAAAGAGGAACAGAUGAGGCUUUAUACAUUCAAGUCAUAUAUUGCAGAAAGCUUGUGCAAAAGUGGAAAGAAUCUGGAGCGUAAGAGAGGUCGUCCCAGUUCCACAAUUGCUGGGGAGUACGAAGAGAAGAGGAGAAGAGGACCUACUACACCUAUCCCAGUCCCUGAUGCGCGUCUGGAUGCCACAGCCCACUGGAUGGUCAUGGAUGAAAAGAAAGGGAGAUGCAAGGUACCAAGAUGCAAAGGUACACCUAAAGCCAAGUGCCAAAAAUGUGACGCCCACCUUUGUUUCACAUCCACCAGCAACUGCUUCAUGAGGUUCCAUACAGAAUAAUACAAACUGUACUUUGUAAAAAAGAGAAACACGGAGCCAUUCAGUACCCCACAGGAACAUGUAUUUGGAAACAUAAACACACACUGCAGCUAAUCUCUAAUGCACUAAUUGAUAAACCAUUUGUGGCUGUUUGUUGAAAGGAAACUUGUUGAAAUUGUUGUUGUUGAAAUUAAACUUCUUCUAAUGUG
Messenger RNA from Xiphophorus hellerii (green swordtail), 11922 nucleotides. Its product is annotated as piggyBac transposable element-derived protein 3-like. The coding region runs from base 10298 to 11734 and encodes 478 amino acids. Lineage: Eukaryota; Metazoa; Chordata; Actinopteri; Cyprinodontiformes; Poeciliidae. The record is from RefSeq and is a predicted model, not a curated record. The transcript is spliced from 2 exons.